This is a messenger RNA of Sebastes umbrosus (honeycomb rockfish), 933 nucleotides long. Its product is annotated as thioredoxin-like. Gene Ontology annotation, molecular function: protein-disulfide reductase activity. Bases 47 to 490 code for a protein of 147 amino acids. The record is from RefSeq and is a predicted model, not a curated record. The transcript is spliced from 5 exons. NCBI's taxonomy places the organism in Eukaryota, Metazoa, Chordata, Actinopteri, Perciformes, Sebastidae.
UUAAAUUCCAGUGUGGUAACUUGACACACCUGUAAUAAAAAGGCGUAUGCACUGGAAAAAGUAUUUGCAAACUUUUAGCCGUUCGUCGUUCACCUCGAAGCAAGUUCACACAGCCAUCAUGAGAGAGGUUACAACUUUGGAGGAGUUCCAGGCCAUCCUGAAGGAGGAAGCUGGAGACAAGCUGGUGGUGGUGGACUUCAAAGCCAAAUGCUGUUGCCACUGUCAAAUGAUUGGCCCAAAAUUUGAAAAAAUGGAAAAGACAUUCGCCGAUGAAAAAAAAGAAGUGAUUUUCCUGAAAGUGGACGUGACUGAGGGCGCGAAAAUUAUUGAAGAGUACCCUGUCAGGGCCAUUCCAACAUUCAUGUUUUUCAAGGAUGCAAAGAAGGUGGAUGAGCUCGUUAGUUCUAAUGAAAAAAAACUGCUUAAAAAACUGAUCGCUUUGUCAUCAUCAAGUCCCACCGACCAAUGUACACAUACCCAAACACAUUAAAGAUUGACUUUUCUCCUGACUAACUUUCUCUGUAUGUUGUGUUCAACAAGGUGGAUUUAAUAAAAUUAGACUUUAUUACUGAAGGGUCAUAUUUGUGCUACUGAUUCAACGUCUUUCUUUUCCUCACUGUCUACUACCUAUCACCUCUGUCACCCAUCAAUAUUUAAAAUAACAGGUUUUACCAUCCUCAGAAAUAUGCUUGUUUUGCAAGUUUAGAUGACUCAUAACUGAUGGAAAAAUCCAAUUGCAGUGUUGAUUCAAGUUAGGAUUUCCUAGAAUACUUUUUGACAAGCCCCAUAGAUCUCAUAUAACAUGCACACUAUUAUCCAAGACAGCAUGGAAAUCCUACUCUGCUGUAGGUUCCUUAAAACUUAACAUUGCAUCUUUAUAUUGAGAUCUAUAGUGAUACAAUCUUAAUAAAAUAAACUUGCAAGUGAAAUAAA